This is a messenger RNA of Sporisorium graminicola, 1536 nucleotides long. RefSeq lists its product as uncharacterized. Bases 1 to 1536 code for a protein of 511 amino acids. Lineage: Eukaryota; Fungi; Basidiomycota; Ustilaginomycetes; Ustilaginales; Ustilaginaceae. The record is from RefSeq and is a predicted model, not a curated record. The transcript has a single exon.
AUGCCGUUCCUUGCGCUCCCCAAAAAUGAAUCGCUGCUUCGCUUCGAAGAUGGCCAAGUGACGUUGCAUUAUCUCAUCUCGACGCCCGCCCAUCCAACGUUUGUGUAUGCGCAGACACACGCGACGCAACUCGCCGCCUCGCUGCUGUCCGUCUCCCCCCGCAUUCCUCUUUCUUGCACCACCACCACCUCUAGUACGACGGCGUCUGCGCAAGAACCAGUGCAGCUGGACCCCCGAUACCCGCUCAUUCUCUUCCUGCCCUCGGAGUGCUUCAGCGUCGCGCAUCUGUUCUCGGCACAGCUGGCGGACGCGCGGCUGUCGGCGAGAUUCAAUCUGGUUGCAGUGGAUCCGCGCGGGCACGGACUGACUCAGGAUGUGCCCAUCGCGCAGUGCGGCGCCGGGAGAAAGUACGACCUCGACAUCAAGGCGGCCGACUGUCUCGAUUUCACCCGCUUGCUCCUGCGCGGCGAGAAGACAUGGGGGGCCGGGAUGCACCUCGUGGCAUGCAGCAUGUCCGGGCUAGUCGCGGCACGGAUGGCGGCGAGCUGGCCCGACUCGUUCGCGAGCAUCAUGAUAUCCAGUCCCAUCCUGGAGCGCGAGAGCGAUUUCAUGGUCGAGAGCUUCCAGGGUAUCAAAGAGCUGCUAGAGGAGGCCUGGCACACCCUACACGACGCACCCUCCCGCACCUUCGAAGGUCAGACUCAAUCCGCGAUGCUGGAGAGACGAAGCUAUGGCUCGAACUCGAUGACACCGAAUCGCGCAAAGCUGCCUGGGGAAGUGGUGCAAGGCUUCACGUUCCGCUGGGCGGGCCGCGAGACCAUCCCGCCCCACAUUUCGUCUUACCUCUCGCGCACAUGGCUCGAGCGUCUCAUCCUGCACCACCAGGGUCUCCAAGCCGCGCGCGAUUGGUGGUUCGACCUCUACUGGCUACGUCAGCCCAUGCCCCCCUCCGCACUCGCUGCGAUCACGUGCGCCCUGUUGGUUGUCGAGGGCGACACGGAUCUUCCGUACGACCGCAACGUCGGCGACGAGAUCGCCCAAUUGUUCCCACAUGCGCGCUCGAGGAGGGUAAUCACAGUAGAGGGGGCGCCAUUCCUGCUGAGCGUGACGCGGCCGGAUGAGCUGACGCGGGUGAUGUGCGAGUUUUUGAAAGUGGGCGAGAUGCCGGCGCGGGAGAAGCAGGCGGUGGGGGAUGCAGCGGGUUUGACGAGAAAGGUGAAGGAGAGGAUGGUGCUGCGUCUGGAUCCGGAGGAGAUGUUUGAAUUGGUGAAGGUGUAUGCGCCGGGCCUAGUCGCCGAAUCCGACGAUGAGGACGACGAUGACGAUGACGAUGAGGGCUCAGAGUUACAGAAGGAGGAGGAGGAGGAGGACAAGGAGGAGGACAGAGUGGAUAUAGGUGGCGACAGUUUCCCAAUGCAUUACCGACUGAAGCUGGACUAUGACACCUCCUCUACCGCUGCCUCCGACACCACGACGAUAACAGCACGCGGGUUUCCGACCACACGCCCCAAGAGGUCAGGAUCGUCGUCGUCGUAG